Messenger RNA from Exophiala oligosperma, 591 nucleotides. RefSeq lists its product as uncharacterized. The record is from RefSeq and is a predicted model, not a curated record. Lineage: Eukaryota; Fungi; Ascomycota; Eurotiomycetes; Chaetothyriales; Herpotrichiellaceae. The transcript has 3 exons. The coding region runs from base 1 to 591 and encodes 196 amino acids.
AUGGAGAAAGGUAUCGUCUGCGUCAAGGCUUCUAUGCCAAUCUACCUUGACCGCCACCCUUUGCAUGAUUAUGAGCCCGUGAGCCGGACAGCUCAUACAUGGAUAGGCAUGCAUCGCCAGCGCGCCUGUCGCCAAUUUGCAGUCGUGCAAGAGGUGCGUCAAUCGGUUCUGCCCAGCUUUCGGAAACUCGUGGACAUGGCCCACCCCAAUGUCAUCCGCCCAUUAGCACUUUAUAUCGCUGCUGAGACAUUCGUUGCCUAUGAGCAUGAGCACGUGGAGCUGGACAUAUUCGACACCAUUCCUCUCUCUAUCAAAGAGGUCGCUUCAGCCAUGUCACACACCAUGACCGCCGUGCGCUACUUGCUUUCACUCGGGAUCAGCUUUCGCAUUGGCGGUAUUCGACUGGCAGUGAAUGGGGUGGUAAAAAUUAUUCUGGACUGGGACUUUGAAGCGACCGUCGGUGGCAACACGAGCAAGGCCAACUUAUCUUAUGUCGCCGUGCAUCUAAGUGAGAUCAUGCGAACCCUCGGCCCCGGCCGGGGAAUUACGUGGGCCAGACGAAGUUCAAGAAAGCAUGAAGAUCGUGAAUAA